GAUGCUAGUGCGUCGGAACGCACCAGAAGUAACCAGCAAUCCUUGAUGAAGAACGCAAAGCUAUUGUCCUUAUAAAUAUAAAUAGCGACUUUUGUUGUUUUUGAAACAACGUCUUUAAGAUGAUAUUUGUGAGAAGGUCUCUACGAUUUAAGCACAUGGCUUUUACAAAAACAUAUCGAGGAUAGAGCUGGAAAGCCACAGGAACAUUCUGAACGGCGGCGCGCACACGUUUUGGACCUAUUUUCUGGAGACCACCGGCCGAUGCUGUAACGCAAAUUGGAUAAAAUGCCUGCUCUGUUGGCGAAAAUGAGCUCGAGAAGCGCCUGGUGGUUCUAUGCAUUCAGUGUCGUUGUUUUGAGUAUUUGUGGAUCCACACAUGCAGCAAAAAGUUGUAAUGGACCAUUGCUAUCAGUUUUGCCUGAGUCAUCCUUCAAAAGCUCUUCAACAUCCUCCAACAGUCAGCUGCCUCACACCGCAAAGCUGAACAGAAGAGAGGGAGAGGGUGGCUGGGCCCCGGAGCGGUCAGACAGGCAGCCUUGGCUCCAGCUGGACCUCAGGGAGAAGAUGGAGAUCACGGCCAUCGCUACACAGGGCCGUUCAGGGAGCUCUGACUGGGUGAGCAGCUUUAUGCUGCUGUUCAGUGACUCUAGCCUGGCUUGGAAGCAGUACGGACAGAGCGAAGACACUGGGACAUACAGAGGGAACACAAACUCAGAGGGUGUGGUCCAACACAAGCUGGUCCAUUCCAUCACAGCUAGGUUCCUACGCUUCAUCCCACUGGACUGGAGCACUACAGGAUGGAUCGGCCUCAGAGUGGAGGUCUAUGGCUGUGCAUACAAGUCAGAUGUGGCAAACUUCAAUGGCAGGAGUGCUCUGUUGUAUCGGUUUAACCAGAAGUCCCAGAGAACGGUGAAGGAUGUGAUCUCCCUCAGGUUUAAGAGCUACGGGGCAGAUGGGGUGCUGGUGCACGGGGAGGGGCACAGAGGAGACUACCUGACAUUGGAGCUGCACCACGGGACCCUGGCUCUGCACCUCAACCUGGAUGACGCUAAGCUCUACCCCAGCAGUGGGAAUGUGUCAGUGGGCCUGGGCAGUCUCCUGGAUGACCAGCUCUGGCACUAUGUCCUAGUUAAACGCUCCAACAAGCAGGUCAACCUCACCGUGGACGGGCACACACUUCACCUCAGCACCACAGGUGUGGAAGACUCACUGGAGGUGGACUAUGAGCUCAGCUUUGGAGGAAUUCCUAUACCCGGUAAACCAGGAAGCUUCCUUAGGAAGAACUUCCAUGGCUGCAUAGAGAACCUCUACUAUAAUGGAGUCAGCAUUAUCAACCUGGCCAAGCGACGCAAGCUCCAGAUCCACAGUGUGGGCAACGUGACCUUCUCAUGCUCUGAGCCCCAGCCUCAGAUGGUGUCCGCCACCUUCCUGUCCUCCAGCGGUAGCUACCUGUCUCUACCCCUGGGGCCUCUUGGGGUGUGGGGGCUGGACGUACACUUCCACUUCAGGACCUGGAACCAGGAAGGACUUCUGUUCUCCACCGGCCUGGCACAGGGAUCACAGCACCUGGUGUUGCAAAUCAGCGGAGGUCAAGUGCACCUAAUGGUCCAUGGAGCUGCUGAGCAGAAAACCAACAUUUCCAUAGAAGUCGGUGUAACUGAUGGCCUGUGGCAUUCUGUUAGUCUGAGCUACAGAGAUCGGAUGGUUUCCCUGGUCUUGGACAAUGAGCCAACAUCUACCGUGGACGUACAAAGUCAUGCAGACUCAGGCAAUAGUGUAUUUUUUGGAGGUUGUCCCCAAUACAGUGGUGACUGUAAGAAACCUACUGUGGCCUUCCAAGGGUGCAUGCGUCAGAUCUUCCUAAACAACCAACUUAUGGAUCUACCCCAUGUGCAGCAAGGGCUUUUGGGUAAUUACAGCAAGCUUCAGUUCGACAUCUGUGGGAUCCGCAACAGAUGUCUGCCUAAUUUUUGUGAGCAUGACGGACGAUGCACCCAAUCAUGGGAUACUUUCUACUGUGACUGCUCAGGGACAGGCUACACUGGAGAAACCUGUCACAACUCUAUUUAUGAAGCGUCGUGUGAGGCACACAGACAAAUGGGGAGUACCUCUGGCUACUUCUACAUUGAUCCAGAUGGGAGUGGUCCUCUAAAGGCAGCACUGGUCUACUGCAACAUGACUGAGAACAAGGUAUGGACAGUGGUGGGCCACAACAACAGGGGGUCUGUGAAUGUGACUGGAGCCACAACAAAGAAGCCGUAUGUGAUGCGGUUCAACUACACUGUCUCCCUGGAGCAGCUCCGCACUCUGAUUGGACGGUCUGAGCACUGUCAACAGGAAGUGGUCUACAGCUGCAGGAAGUCCCGUCUCUUCAAUACUUGGGACGGGAGGCCCCUGUCGUGGUGGCUGGACGGAAGUGGAGAGAAACAGACCUACUGGGGAGGCUCUGUACCUGGGGUCCAACAGUGCUCCUGCAGCCUGGAGGAGAACUGCAUCGACAUGAACUACUUCUGCAACUGUGAUGCAGACACUCACUUGUGGGUAAACGACACAGGAUUGCUGUCCUACAAAGAUCACCUACCACUGACUGAGAUUGUAAUAGGAGACACCAACAGGACAGGCUCAGCAGCUGUAUACAGAGUCGGCUCCCUUCACUGCAACGGUGACAGGUUCCUGUGGAAUGCAGCCUCUUUCUACACCGGGUCAUCAUCCCUCCACUUCCCUAAGUUCCAGGCUGAGCUCAGUGCGGACAUCUCUCUGUACUUCAAGACCACAGCUUCCUCUGGUGUUCUCCUGGAGAACCUGGGGACCACUGACUUCAUCACGCUGAAGUUGACCAAUCCCUCAGCUGUAACAUUCAUCUUUGACGUGGGAAAUGGCCCGGUGGACUUGACGGUGACGUCCCCUGUCCCCCUGAAUGAUAAGCAGUGGCACUACGUUAGGGCUGAACGCAACUUGAAGGAGGCCUCCCUGCAAGUGGACCAGCUGCCCCUACACACUCUGGAGGCCCCCUCUGAAGGGCACUACCGUCUGCAGCUCAAAAGCCUACUGUUCAUAGGAGGAUCCACCUUCAAAGAGAGCACUUUCCUGGGCUGCAUCCGUGCGUUGACCCUGAACGGCGUGACCCUUGACCUAGAGGAGCAGGCCAAGUUGACCCCAGGAGUGACCCCAGGCUGCCUGGGCCACUGCAACGGCUCUGCUAGUGUCUGUCAUAACAGAGGGCGGUGUAUGGAGAAAAACAGUGGAUAUGUCUGUGACUGUACACACUCUGCCUACAAUGGACCACACUGCAAGAAAGAAGUGUCAAUGUCCUUCGAGAGUGGCUCCUCGGUGACUCUUACCUUCCAGAUGCCUUUCCCAGUCAUGCACAACAGAGACCGAGGUAGCCAGUCGUCUAGCCGUCAGCCAAUCAAUAGCCAGUCCUCUAGCAGUCAGCCAAUCCAUAGCCAGUCCUCAGCCAUCUAUGCCCACGACGGCGAGUCCAGAGAAAACGUUGCCUUCAGCUUUCUGACGACUCACACCCCUGCCAUGUUACUCUGUGUCAGCACCUACCAUCAACAGUACCUGGCUAUCAUCCUGGCUAACAACGGGAGUCUGCAGAUCUGGUACCGUCUGAACAGAGAGGAGAGAGCAGAGAUCUUUACUCCCAAAGUCUCCAGCCUAGCCGAUGGGCAGCUCCACCGUGUCCAAGUACACCGGGAAGGCAAAGACCUUUAUGUCCAGAUUGACAAAGACAUCGACCAAAAAUACAACCUUUCUUCUGACAUGAAGAUGAACACACUACGAUCUCUGACUUUAGGUAAAGUCACAGGUACAUCAGCAGGACAUGCUGGUUUGGAUGAGGAAGUGCUUAGGGCAGGAUCCAAGGGUUUCAUUGGCUGCCUGUCGUCUGUCCAGUUCAAUCAUUUGACACCGCUGAAGACAGCCAUUCUCAGUCGUGGAAGCUCAUUGGUCCAUGUUCUUGGCAAUCUAGUUGAAUCGAACUGUGGAGCCUUGGCUGAUAGUACAACUUCACAAUCAGCAUCUGAGGGUGUCGAUAGGGGUGUAGAUCGACUGAAGAAGACAAGAAGUGAUUCAGCAGUCAUUGGAGGUCUCAUCACAGCUGUGUUCCUCAUCACCCUCUGUGCCGUAGCCGUGACGUCGUGCUUCCUGUACCGCCGCUGCAGCCACAGCCACACCCACACCCAACCCCAGGAGAAGGCCUCCAUCUCACAGAAGAAGGAUUCCAGACACAGCCCGGAACACAGCUACCCUGCAGGCCUGGAGAACAGCUAUCCUGUAGACUUGGUCUUGGAUCUAAACCUGGACCUGCACAGCUCUGUGAGUCACAGCAGAAAGGAGUACUACAUCUGAUGCCACCAUAGCCUUCUUUGCCCAAUUUCCUGCCUCCUGUUCCACACUCUGUUCUGCAUGGCCUCAAAUACAGAACAGGCCCCUCUGGGUAGAGCAGCCAUUCAUCACAAAACCCAGUGGUGAUCCAUUCCCUGUGUGGCUACAAGAAUGACCCAAUGGAGGAUGGUCAUGCCACAGUGUUAUAUCUCAAAGGCUGUUUAUUGGAGCAUGGGAGCUGUACCUCUUUUGAUGAGCGAUGACAAUUGGAGAACAUUUAUUGUGUAUCUACUUCCUAUUACAUUGCUCUAAAGUCAGGAGACAAAAAGCCUCAAUGAAUCGGAUCCACCCCAGUGACUUUAUAAGCCCGCUUUACAUAGGCUUCCAUUCUGAAUGUACAAUUAAAGGGAUUUAUUCAUUUGGGGUUGGUUGGGCACCGGUACUCUAACUCACUUACUUGUAUUCACUUGUGGAUCAUGAACGUGAUAAUGACUAAUUAAUGAUGUUCGACCAUCUGCCAAGGCAAGGUCUGGGAAAGCAAUGCACCUGCUCUUGCUCCCUGGCUAACUGAUCAAAUCUCACUGAAAAGCAUUGUGACUAUGUGCCAAGGUCUUUGUGGCUGGCCCCUUUUGUUCUCGGAACACGUCGUUUCUUUUUCUGUUCCCAGUAUGUUUGUUGCGAACCUCACUGCCAAUAACCCUCGUCCACCAUCACCGACAUCCCCCUCGACAUGUUAUGCUUUUAUGAAUCACCAAAGGGUGUUGCAGUAAACUGAUACUAGAUGUCUGAAAGUCCAAAUGUAGUACGGUACAGCGUUAUGUGAUUGUGCUAGUAACUUUUGAAGUGAAUUGUCUCUCGACCUGUAGGAGAUAAUCAGAGGGAAUCUAGGGUAUAAAGGUAGGUUCAUUCUCAGGAGAGCUCUUGUCCUGGUUGAUGUUGUGAGUUUUGUUGAACAGAGAUGUACAGUGUUGUACAAAUUUGCUGCGGUCUCCUCCACAAUCCAUGUUACUUGCUCUUACAUUGGUAAAACGGCAAGGCUUUAUAUUUUGCACAAUUAGCAAACCAACAGAACAAGUAAAUUGUACAACAAAUCUGUUUUAGCAAGCUUGCAAGCUAUACAAAGGAAACAUGUAUUCAGGGGAUGAUUUUCCAUCAUGAAAGACGCAUGAUAAAGGAUUGUUAUUGCCUGGUUAUAUUAUUUAAAGUGCAUUAGGUCAUUUAUCUACAGUAUUUUAUUGUAAAAGAUGUACAAACAUCACUGACACAAUUAUUGAAUCCAAUUCAUUUAAAUAUUGCAUUUAUUUUGAAUUUGUUUUAUAGAAUUCUUCAGGUAUAUUGUAAACAAAUGUAUAUUUAAUAAAGACAUUUUUACAGCUU
Molecule: messenger RNA, 5706 nt
Organism: Oncorhynchus kisutch (coho salmon)
Lineage: Eukaryota; Metazoa; Chordata; Actinopteri; Salmoniformes; Salmonidae
Product: contactin-associated protein-like 5
Exons: 23
Coding region: 286-4353 (1355 amino acids)
Source: RefSeq, a predicted model, not a curated record